This is a messenger RNA of Lactuca virosa, 531 nucleotides long. NCBI's taxonomy places the organism in Eukaryota, Viridiplantae, Streptophyta, Magnoliopsida, Asterales, Asteraceae. The record is from the annotation of a GenBank genome assembly.
AUGUCGAAUGACGAUUGGGUAUCCUUUUCUCUUCGCCAUGGCUUAGUAGAAACCUGUGAUGCCCUUCUUACUUCCAUAAAGUAUUGGAAGGAGGAAUUCUUUUUUGUUUCUUCUACCGCUUUUGAUGGGCCUAUGGUGUAUGGUGCUACUGCUGAUAGAACUGCAUACCCUUCUUCUGAUCUGGCUCCCGAAGAACAGAGUACUAUGAAUCUUUUAUUAGAGAAUUUUGUGAAAUGGACUGAUGCCGAAGAAAUAAUGCUAGGGGUGGCGAGUAUGAGUUCCUACUGGAAAUUUUUUGGAAGGAAGCCUAUGGAAACCCUAGCAUGUCAUGAAGUUACUUUGUUAGAACAGUUGCAUCGCAAACACUUGGCGAGCUAUGCGUUGGUUACCGAGGAAGCCACCAUUCCUAAUUCUCCUUCUCAAUUGGAGUCUAGUAUGGAUUCCAUGAUGCAUAUUACUGGUCAGGAUAUGAACUUGCCCGUUAUUCCUUCCCCUUCUAAGAAAUAUUGUGAAAACAUAAUCAGACAGUAG